CCGCCGAAUAUCCAACAAGGAGCGAGCCCAGUGGCCGCCGUCCUCGCCAGCGGAGUCGCCGCCGCCAUCCCCUUCCCUGCCCCCGUCCUUGGGCGUUUCAGCAAGACUGGUUUCGGUUCUCCCCGAGGAGUUAUAAUCCUGGGGGAGUCUCUGCAUUACUGGUAAUUGGUAUCCUCAUCUGACUAAUCAUGGCAACCCCUGAUGUGAGUGUCCACAUGGAAGAAGUAGUGGUUGUGACAACACCUGACAAUGCAGUUGAUGGCAGUGGUGUGGAAGAAGUGAAAACUGUGUUGGUGACAACAAACCUGGCUCCUCAUGGGGGAGACCUUACAGAAGACAACAUGGAAACAGAAAAUGCAGCAGCUGCAGCCGCAGCUGCUUUCACAGCUUCUUCACAGCUAAAGGAAGCAGUAUUAGUGAAGAUGGCUGAAGAGGAGGAGAGUUUGGAGACUGAGAUUGUUUACCCCAUCACCUGUGGAGAUAGUAAAGCCAACCUGAUAUGGAGGAAAUUUGUAUGUCCUGGCAUUAAUGUGAAGUGUGUUCAGUAUGAUGAGCAUGUCAUCAGCCCCAAGGAGUUUGUUCACUUGGCUGGCAAGUCAACUUUGAAGGAUUGGAAAAGAGCAAUCCGCAUGAAUGGGAUCAUGCUCAGGAAGAUCAUGGAUUCUGGAGAGCUGGACUUUUAUCAACAUGACAAGGUCUGUUCCAACACCUGUCGAAGCACUAAAAUCGACUUGUCUGGUGCCAGAGUGGCUUUAAGUAGUCAGACAUCAACAGAAUACAUCCCUAUCACCCCUGCUUCUGCAGAUGUGAAUGGGUCUCCUGCUACAAUCACCAUAGAAACUUGUGAGGACACUGGUGACUGGACUACCACCAUUGGAGAUGAAACUUUUGCCUUUUGGAGAGGACUAAAGGAUGCUGGUCUGUUGGAAGAAGUGAUUCAAGAGUUUCACCAGGAGUUGGUAGAGAUGAUGAAGGGAUUGCAGCAGAGGGUCCAGGAUCCACCUUUACAGCUUCGAGAUGCUGUCUUACUCAACAACAUUGUACAGAACUUUGGAAUGCUGGAUCUAGUGAAGAAAGUCUUGGCUAGCCACAAAUGCCAGAUGGACCGUUCCCGAGAACAGUAUACUCGAGAUUUGGCAGCUUUAGAACAGCAGUGUGAUGAGCACCGGAAAAGAGCCAAGGAACUGAAGCAUAAAUCUCAACACCUGAAUAAUGUCCUAAUGACUUUGACCCCUGUUUCUCUUCCACCACCCAUGAAACGUCCCCGGCUUACGAGGGCUACAUCUGGGCCAGCUGCCAUAACCUCUCAAGUAUUGACCCAAUCUGCACAAAUAGCCCUCACUCAAGGAGUACCAGUCUCUCAGCUUGCCAACCUGCCACUGAGCAAAGUGGUAUCUACUCUUCCAUCUACCAUAUUGGGGAAAAGUUCAACUCAAGUUUCUCCAGCUAGCUCCCCAGCCUCACCACUACUUGGGGGAUAUACUGUACUGGCCUCUUCAGGUUCUAAUUUCCCCAGCACUGUGGAGAUCCAUCCUGAUGCUUCCAACCUCACUGUACUCAGCACAGCAGCAAUGCAGGAUGGCAGCACUGUGGUUAAAGUGGUGAGCCCUUUUCAGCUGCUCACAUUGCCUGGUUUGGGCACCACCAUACAGAACGUAACACAGGUAUCUCCUAGUGGUAGUACAAUUGUGACCGUGCCAUCUGGUGCUGUGGAGAGUGGGGCAACGUCAGAGGAGCAUACUACCAUUGAGGUAACCACGGUGUCAGAAGAUCAUGAUCAGAAGUAAAAAAAAAGGGGGAAAAAAAAGGAGAUGGACCUGUAACAGAACACUUAAAAAUGGAUUGUGUCUUUGAGAGCUGCCUUUUCCCAGUCUGUGCUGAGGAGUAAGAAAGUGAGGGUAAAAAAGAUAGAAGGAAUCAAAACUUGGAGAUAGCUUGGCAAAAGAGGGUAAUGGUGAGGCUGCUGAACCAAAGAGAGAGAGAGAGAGAGAGAGAGAGAGAGAGAGAGAGAGAGAGAGAGAGAGAGAGAGAGAGAGAGAGAGAGAAAGAGAGAGAGAAAGAGAGAGAGAGAGAGAGAAAGAGAGAGAGAGAGAGAAAGAGAAAGAAAGAGAGAGAACACCAAAAACAAAAAAAUUAGAUGAAUUAUACCAACUUAUAAAAAGUUUUCAAGUACUAAACUUUUCUCCCCCUUUUUUCCUAGGAUAUGUAUUUUUCCAUCUGUUGCUUAAUAACAUUUUUAGAAAUAGAAAAAUGACUAGCAAGAAGCAAGUCUAGGUAAAAUAGGAGGGUUGAUGAAAAGUAGAGGAUCAAAAAGAUUGAAAAGAUAUUUUGUGGAUGUGGCCCUAAAGAACCUCAGGAAAAUGUUGAUUCUUUAAUAGAGUUACAUUACAUAUCAAUUCUUGGGGUUUCAACCCCAGAGUUUUCUGUCGCUUUCUUGUCAUUUCCUGUGAAGGUUAAUUUGGUUUACAGCAUAGGGUAUGUGGUAAAGUUCAGUUAAAGCAUUUUUUGCACCAGAUGAGGUCUGUAGAAGACUUAGGAGCUUGGGGUGGCGAGUAUCUGCACAAUUUGGUGCAAGUCAGUAGUCACAUGUGCCUGUUUUUUUUUUUUCCAAUUCUAGCCAAGUUCCUUGCCUAAGGUCUGAGAAGUGUUCAAGGGGAAAAAGGGACAAUAAUAAAGGUCUUGGGGACCAUACCCAAGUGUGGAAAAUCCAUGGAUCCUAUGGAUUUGGUGUCUUCCCACAGUUUUUCUGUAGGUUUUAAUUUGGAUAGUUUCCUUCCUCCCCCUUCCUUUUAUAAUUAUAUAUACAUUAUAUGUUCAUAUAAUGUAUAUGUGUACACACACAGGUCCGGGAGAAAACUUUAGAGGAAUCUUCAAGGUGCAGGUGAAUUGAGUUCAAAGCAGGUCACACUAAGACACAAACUUCCUUUCUCUGUCUCAAGGUGGGUACUGAGAGGGGAGAGGGCAUAAAAGGGGCCAAUAAAUGUGAAUAUUUUACCCCAAUCUAGGAAGAUUGCGCUAAUGAGUCAGUCUAUUUGUCCUAUAUGUGAUCCUGACUAGGCCAGAUUAAACAAGUAGUUUGAAUAUUUCAAAAAGAAUCAUUUCAACAUUCAGGGAAAGUUAAAUUUGUAGCAUUUUUAACAAAAGAAUGCUAGGUAUAUAGGUUUCCUAAGAUGACUCAAGUUUGUAUGUUUUAUAUUUUUUAAAUGGCCUAGCAAUGUGUUAGAAUCUUUUAUCAGAGAAUCUCAUGAGUUUAUCUGAAUUGAUGAUACUGAGAAUUUUGGGGCUAUUUUGCUUUUCUUUAUGCUAUGACUUAGGAACCCUGUUCUGAAAAGAAGUAGACCUGGGUUCUUAGUGGCCAUUGCAACAGCCUAUAGAUUGUUGGCAAAAUUGUGUUACAUUCAUAUGCAGUAAAGAAGGAAUCCUGGGAACCUAAGAAUAUACCUAUCACUUUGCACGCUAGUGUGAUCAGGCUUUUCCCAGGUGUUGGGAUGUACCAAAUAGAUUAUUAAAACAAUAACAGGUUACCAGGAAUGUAGCUAAGAUUUAGAUAAUGGUAGGGAUCUCAUCUCUUUGAAAAUCUAUGAAUAAGGUACAUGCAAUGUGUAAAAAUGUUUUUAUUAUUGAGUUAUAAGAUUCUCAAAUUUAAAUUUAGUGGUUACUAAAUGCUGCUCUGAUACCCUCAAACAUGCAGCUUUAUUAGAAUAAAAUUGUUCCAAGCAGCCACCACCAUAAACAUUUUGAGUCAGACUUAUCCUAUCUCUGCCACCUGAGCCUUCAACAACUGGAAACCCGGUGUGUACAAAUUUUACUUAAAUAGCAGAGUUGGGUGUGCCUAAGCAGUAGUUUUCCCUAGCCUCAGAGUACCUCUUUGGAUUUGCCAAUAACAUUUAAAUCAUGAAGUACAAGUGGCUAUUCCUACACACAACACAAAUAGAUGGCUGCAGAAAUAUCAUGUGCAGUGAAGGUCUUUUCUGCUCUAAAUCUAGGUUUUGGAGUCUGUGCAUAGUCCGAGCAUAGUAAGUAGGCAUCAAACCAUUGAACUCUGCCCAAUUGUGAGGUUAUAAGCAACUUGAUGAAGUGUUCUAUGCUCAGUAGUUCUUGUACCAAAAAACCAACACAAUAAUAAUAAAGAGCAUUGCUCAUAAGAUAACCUUAGAGUUGCCAGGGAAAUCUUAGAGCAAAGAAUCCAAGUUGCUGUAUUCUGGGUCAAAGAAGAAAAGAAAAGGUGAUUUUUUGCAGUGAUUGACUUUGAAGCCGCACCCCCCCCCUUCUCCCUUUUUUUUUUUCCCAAAAAAGGGAAAGAUUCUUCCUUAAAAGACUAAGGACAUUUUCCCGAGGGGAAAUAUCUUUCAGUAAUCUGGAAGAUGAAAGUGCCUGAGUCACAGACAAUUUUAAUUAGUUAGCAAUUUGGAAAUUCUUGGAUUUAAAUUUUUAUUUUUCAUAGUUUUCUGGCCUUUGCUGACUCUUAAAUUCCUUUUUCAAUUGCCCCCUGAUUUACUGGGAAAGACUGAUCAGCUCCAGUGUGUGUUGUUCUUUCCAGCAGCCUCAGCUUAUUCCAGGGAGCUUGGUGAUAUGGAAGUUGAAAGUUGUCAGACGUAAUUUCUUAAGAAAUAGAAGGAAGUGAAAAUAUUUAUUGAAGUGAUUUUUCUUAUGCUUCUUUUCAGAUAUAGAGUGUGUCCUGUGUUGUAAGUUUACUUUAUUAGGGCAGCUAAAACUAUACAAUCCCAUCACUGGCCUAAAAUAUAUUUUUCUUUGUUUGUGCAUGCACGUGUACUUGUGUGUGCAUGUAUUUUGAAGGAAAUUUUGGCCAUAGCCCAGUUCCUGCCCUUAUAGACUAAUUAUGCCUUUGCUUAUAGGUCAAGCCAGUUACAUUUGUUUCUCAUAACAGUCUCAUAGCCCAGCAGCCCAUUCGUUCAUUGUCUGACUAGUGGCUAAUUGUGGGGAGCCUUUUUCCUGAGGACAUCAGGGCAACAUGAGGAGACCAGUAGGUCCCUUACUAUCUCUUUACUCUGUUUAAAGCUGUUAGAAAACUGACUGAAUUUAAUGUAGUGUGGUUUGGAAUAGAGCUUACUUUAAAUGCACCACACUCUAUUCCUUCUUUGAAUUGAUUUAUAUAUAGAUCUGUUGUUUUUCCUAAGAUAUAUUCCCACUUCUCAAUUGCAACUUUCAUACAAUAUUGCUACUUCCUCAGUGGAUCAAAUUACUAAAGCCCUGGUGUCCUCUGUUACAUUUUUGUUCACUUUUCUGUCAUGAGUCAUAUGGUUACAUACCAAUAUUGACUUCAUUUAUAGAUACUUUUCAAAAUAAUUUUUUCAUAUUUCAGUUAUGAGUCAUAUUACCUGUAGUAGUCUGAUUAUACUUGACAUAAUAAGUAUAGGGAACUAACAGAGGGAGUGGUGGUAUUGACUCAAAUUAUCUCAUAUAUGAUGUAACAAAUCCAAGUCCAAAGGCUAAAUGUUCCCCAGUGUUGUAGGUUAAAGUGUACCUACCACUUUCAUUAAGCCCUAUAGCCUUACUAUGUUAGCAGCAGUUCAGCAGGCCAACCUAGCAACAGGUUUUUUUCUGAUGCUUUUAGGAUCCUAUGCUGAUCUUGUCAGUGUCCUCAAUCUUGAAGGCUCUGAAUACUCAGUGAAUAUCAGACUUAACAAUGGUCACCCUCACAUUUUCCUUUCUUAAUGGGGUGCUGUUGGGAUAAGAAUCAUGUCAAUAAUAAAAAAAUGAUUAUUACCCUUGGGAAAAGCCUUUCAUAUAGUUUUCUAUUUUAAAUACUUAAUUGCACUCUUUCCUUUUCAUGCUGUCUAUAACAUCCAUGGUCCCUUCUAGCUCUAAAUCUAUGAUCCAAUGAUCUCUUUAAUAAAUAAAGCUUAAAGGGCUAAAGUGGAGGAAGUAAGUCAAUUUCACUAAUUUUUCUUAAAGCAAGAGCAGGAAAUCCCCCCUAAAUCCCCCCCCCCCCCUUUUUGGCCUAUUGACCAGAAGGAAAAAUUCAGUUUCACAACCGAUCACAAAUCAAAAGCAACAAUGAAGUACCACAAACAAGAUUCAAAAAUUUGUUGCUGUGUUCUCAGUUUCUAGUUCAUGGUUUUGCUAAUAACCCUGUUCCCUCAUUCCACCACCAGUAAAAUGUAAGUGAUGAUAGACUACAAGCACGAAAAAGUGCUUUUCUAAAAGUGUAUCUUUUCAAGACCUUUUUUUUUUUUUCAAAGGACUUGCCACUGGCUAAAUAAAAUCAAGCAGAGGACAGCUCCAGACCUUUGGGCCAUAAUCUUAGAGGAUAAUGCUACCAGUUUAAGUUUCCAUCGUAAUUAGAAAAAAAUGAUUUUCUCUUAAAGGGGAGGAGGAUUUUUUUUUAAUGUGUGAUGAUGUGGAUCCAUUUGUUCUUUACAAUGAUCUUUGAACCCUAUCCAACAGUAGUAAGUUAACUUUUAGUAUUCAGUGCACCCAAUAAAAGCUGAUUUCAACUGAAUGGAAAGUUUUUGUUAUUUUCAAAUCCUUAAGUAAUAUUUUAAUGAUUGAAUCUUUUGCUUUACUUGGAAAUAUAAGGCCAAGGCCAGGAUAAUGGUAUUGGGUAAGGAAGGGGCCUAGACUAGGAAAAAGUGUGACUUCUGGAAGAUAUUGAUGCAUACUUACAGAAAUAAUACCCCACUUAAAUUCAUCUUUAAACAAGUUGUUUCUGUUGUUAAUGCUUUUGUAUGCAACAGAACACAACAGGCCCCUCUGGAACCCUGCUCUUUCUAUUCUUUAAUUUAUGUAAAUUAACAUUGUAGCACAUGCACUCUACAUACUGUCUUUAGGACCCAGGUCCCAGUUAGCAUUGUUUCUCCUCACUUACCCCUCAAAGGAUACUGCUCUCCUUAAAUGGGUCAGGACUUUUUGCCCUAAAACUAGAAGAAAGAAUACUCUGGAACCAUGUACAAGAGACAGUUUUGCCAUAAAAUGAAAACUGUAAAUAUAGACAGACUGGUUUUAUUUGGCUUCCAUUUUCCAGAAGAGCUGGAAUUGAAAGUUGCUUUUCCUAAGGGAAUAUUUGUUUCCUAUCAGUGCCUGCUCAGAGAUGAUUUGGGAGGAAGGGUUGACAUUUUGAGUUCUGUUUUGUAUAUUGUUUUUGCCAGUAUCUGCUUGAUAUUUUGAUUUAAAAUAAAAAAAAAUUUUCAUA
Monodelphis domestica (gray short-tailed opossum) is the source of this 7153-nucleotide messenger RNA. RefSeq names its product glucocorticoid modulatory element binding protein 2 (gene GMEB2). Gene Ontology annotation, biological process: regulation of transcription by RNA polymerase II. Gene Ontology annotation, cellular component: nucleus. Gene Ontology annotation, molecular function: RNA polymerase II cis-regulatory region sequence-specific DNA binding. The record is from RefSeq and is a predicted model, not a curated record. Lineage: Eukaryota; Metazoa; Chordata; Mammalia; Didelphimorphia; Didelphidae.